Tricharina praecox is the source of this 5102-nucleotide messenger RNA. RefSeq lists its product as uncharacterized. The transcript is spliced from 14 exons. Lineage: Eukaryota; Fungi; Ascomycota; Pezizomycetes; Pezizales; Pyronemataceae. Bases 59 to 4852 code for a protein of 1597 amino acids. The record is from RefSeq and is a predicted model, not a curated record.
CCCACAAUCCAGUGCAUAGUACGUCUUCAACAGCACAAAGACACUGAACACGAAAACGAUGAGCCAGCCACGAAAACCCUCAAUCAGUAUCGAUGCAGCUUUGAGCAAGCCUCCGCCCACCCCUGCGACGACAGCCAACGAACGGGCGGACCUCAAGAAAAAGGUGCGGAUAUCGCCCAAGGUCGGAGACAACGGGACCGUAGCGAUUCUGAGCCAGUUCGGGGAGCUGCUAUCGCUCACACAGAUUCUCGCGGACGCCAAUGGGGAGCCCAAAUGCGUAUCGGCGGAAACGCGGGAUUGUGUCUCUGCGGAUAUGCGACAUCCCAAGCAGUGGCGAGGCUACGAUGGCGAGAUGCAAGCCGAGGUCUACGGAGAGAAGGAAGACCCAGCCAGCAACGAAGACAAGGAUAGUGACAACGACAGCGAUCGUGACAGCGGCGAUGAGGAGGAGGGACGGAAACCACUGGAGGAUUGGGAAUCGCCAGCCGGAAUAAGCCCGCAUUAUCACUAUCGGAAGACCGCAUUCAAUCGCCUUUACGAGAAGGCUCAUUCGGGAUUUGGCUUGCGUCUGGCCGCCGACACCGGAAAGUUGGAACUUCAUGAACUACGAUAUCGAGAAGACCGGUGGCCAGAAUUCCAACUCGUCCGAAGAAAAAAUAAAGAACUCAAGAUCGAUGUUCAAUACUUCGUCGACAACAAUCAGCUCUUUCAGCAGUACACCAUUACAUCAACGGACAGUGAUACAUUUGAAUUAUGUAUGGACAUUGACUUCACCGCCGCCCUCCGGUACUGUCUACUCGGCACCGUGGAAAUCAGCCCCCGAAAGUCCUAUGAUAAUCUGACAUCCGUCCGAAAGCUACACGGUUCUGGCCAAGUUGCGGUGGAAGGAAGUGCUCAAAAGUUGAUAGUCACCUUGUUCAGGGACAACUCCAUUGUCCCAUUGAAUGGUUUCGAAGAGAAUGAGGAUAUAUCAGUCAAAUCUCCUGAAGAAAUUACUCACCGGGAACGUGUCCAGAUUGCUCCCGGCGAAGUAGUCACUUUCACCGCAGUCUAUGCAAUACUGAACAAGGCAGAACAGUUCGCUACUCUCCCGGUCUUGCCAAGUGGAGGAUUCGAUAGAGCCAGUGGAACGAGGUGGUGGGAUUUCAAGAAAGAAUGCAAAGAUUCCUCCUUCACGUACCGCCGCUCCCUCGAACACAUACUAUGCGUGACGGCACUACCACUUCCCACGUCUCACCCCGGUUACGAGGGCGUUCGUCCAUACAUGCUACUAGACAAUUCACUCUCGCUAGCCCAUGAACCCCAAGAGGGAUACAUGCAACUGAUAUUCCUACUCGGAAUGUUUGAACUCUUUUCCACUUGCCACCUCGCGGACCCGGUCUCGACCGAACGAUACCUUUACAAGAUCCAGGAGGUGGCGAAGGGAUAUCUUCUAUGGCUUUGCGAAAUGAAGACAAAUCCGAGCGACGACGAUCGCAUGAAAGUUCUGAUAGAAGGAGAAAGUGAAACACCAGACACCGACCCUGAUCGGGGUUGGAUUCAGACCACCAACGUUGCCGAACGAUAUUGUGAUAGACUGAUAGCACUGCACCGCUUCGCCCGUCUAUUUCCUGGGGAAUCAGACUUCACUCGGAAGAUAUUGUGCAGUACUGCGCCCAAAACCUGGGAACACGUCAGAAAGGUACAGGACUCAGAUACUGACAUGGUAUCCGAUAUUUUUCGGCGUGAAUAUCUACCUCGUUGGGUGCCUAUCAAAUAUUUCGAGCUGAAUACGCAAAUCAUGGUGUGGAGGGCGAUGGACGCCUUCAAGAAACUACUCAAAAUUCUGGACAUCUCGACUCAGGACAAGAUCCGCAAGAUUUGGGAAACGGAUCCACACGCGUUUCGGCGGAACGUUAUCGAACGGUUCACUGUCGAGGAAAACCCUUCGGCCGCUUCUGCAAAUGGGGGGGUUUGCAGACAGUUGAUGGCCACGCAUAUGAUCUCCGGCGCCAUAACGUUUAGAAUCUCGCCCAGAAUAAUGCCUCUACUGGUGUCUGCUUUGGACGGAAGCUUUUUUAGCAAGGACGACCUGGCGAUUGGUCCCUGGAAUGAGACACUGAAUCAAACUGAAUUGUGGCCAUUUUGCCCCGAAAACAAACCACCCGACGAGUUUGUUAAUUGCGCGGUAUUGAAUUUGCUUUUGGUGCGAUACCGAGAUGGUACCACCACCCAUCAGGAUACAGUUGAUGCGAGGAUGCACCUAGAGGCUGUUGUCUCCGACACAGGACUACUCAUCACCAACCGCUCUCUACACCAAAUCGGAUGGCAAUCGAUCAUGACGCUUCUUUUCAACGACUACGAGGAGCAGCUCUCUCCCGCAAAGGACCGAAUGGAAUGGAAUAGGAGCCCAGUUAUUUCUCCCACCCCCAACGUGCUGCGUACAGUGCCUGGAUCUCGGACAGCCGAUACACGCGACCCUGCACCGCCUCUUCAGAGCUCACUUCGCGAUGAUGUCUCCAAGAAACGCCGGAAGCUAGAUCUUUCUAAAGAAGACCAGGAGUUGAUCAACGAAAAACCAGAAUAUGGGCCGGCAUGGCUAUUCCAUGAUCUUUGGUUCUUUUCCAGUCCAGAACACAGGAUUUCAAUCCCCAUAAAAUCUUUCGUGGACGUCAAAACACGGCUUUUGCAACUUGACAAGGUCGACGAGGAAGAUUUUUUUGCUACCUGGCUAAAUAGUAUCAUGCCAAAAUCCCACGAAAGAACCUUAUUUAUCGAACGCAUGACAAAGACCCCCGGCACGGCUCUGAAUUUUAUCGUAGACUUCGGGAAGAAGCCGACGGUCUCCAAACUUCUUGGUCAUCACCACUACGCCCGCGACACCGUAGGAGCCUCGAUCAUCAACCGUCUUAUCAAACCAAGAGUUAAAGCAACCUCGAAAAAGCGAGUGAUCGUGGUGGAAAACAUGAACAAAGCCUUCUUAAUGGUCCUUUGUGCGACCCACGUCAAUUCAGAGGCAUAUUACUUGGGAAUUUUCAUUGAGUCAGUGAUCAAGUGCACGCCAAUGCACGUCUUCGAGACAUUAAUACCCGAGGGAAUAUGGGAAACGCGCGUAUGCAUAAAAUACAUCCAGCACUUCCACCCGUUUGACGACAUAGACACUGGAAACGUUGAUCAGAGCCAUUUCCAUGCGAAGCGUUGGCCAUUACGGGACAAAAGCCCAGGGGAUGGGAGACUAAGUUCCCUUCCAGAUUGGCCUUUGAGAGAAGCAGCUUUCGGAUUUAGUAUCAUAGGGGAUAUCCAUGAUCGCCACUGGACAGCUUACAUCUUUCACAAUUAUGAUGCGGACCUAUGGGACUUGACCGGGGACGCGUUCCGAGGGCCAUGCCCUUCCGAUAACAUGCAUCAAAGGAAGAUCCUAGAGGGAUGUCUCGUUGCUCGGGCUCUCCAUCUCUUGCUAAUGAAUACUCGCUCUAUUCUGGGGCAAAUCGAUCAAAUUUCGCAGCAAGACAAGUACUCGUUGUUUGAUCAAUUUGGAACGGAUCGUGGAAGCGGGGAGCACAACUUCAACAGUCGAUAUAAACACAGCGUGCUCUUUCCCUGGUUGCUUGAGCUGUUGAGAUUGCUCAGUGGUCAUUGUGAUAGUGCUCAGACCACGGUCGAUGUCUUCUUGCAAUCCGAGAAAAAUUUCAAGCACAAGCCGAGAUGGUCGAAAGGAGACCAAAUCAAAUACGGAGAGCAGUUGAGAAAAAAUCGGAAAAAAAUCAACUCACAGCUUACCAAAAUCAGGGAAGUCAAGGGGCAGAUUGGGGAAAAGAUUGCAUGGUUCACGAAACUCAAGGAAUGGAUCGCAAGCGACCUCGCUCUCCAAGAUGCCCGGCGUUCUAUUAUUCUGUCGGAGAGUGCUAGGAUUUUCACAGUUGUGACACUCAUAUUCCUUCCUCUGUCUUUCAGCUCAAGCAUCGUUGCCAUAGACGGCCUUAGUUGGGGUUCGCCUCUCGCAGGACUGUUUAAGAUUAUCGCCGCUGUGUCAGCUUUCACCAUAAUCAUUUUGGUCAACCUCGAUUUCAUAGACCGAUGGACUUGGUAUCUCCUCGCCAAUUGCCACAAGUUCCUCCGGAUGAAAAUGAAGAGCGAGCCAGGCGGUACCGCCAAAACGGCUCCGAUAGUCGAUCCCGAAUCAGGCGGCUUGGACUCGCCCGAUUUGGCCACCGGUUUUUGGGGCAAUAAAGCCGGCGAACUCGAAAGCAUGGAUGACCGUAAGGAAAUCAUGGGCGAGGGCGUGUCGCAGCUAAAUCCCGACACCAGCGCGUGGUGGUACUGGCUGUUCUUGGUCUUCUACAGUGUCGUCAAGCUGCCCAUGACGGAGGUGGCGUUUGCAGUCGAAGUCACGUGGCGCAAAGUCCCUCGUGUCGGACCGCUGCAGAAGAUAUUCCGUUUGGCCUGGGUUCCGUUGUGGUUGCUUUUACUGUCACUAGUGUACGUUGUGUUGAUGGUGGGCGAUGGCCUUGUGAUGGUGUGGGGAUUGAUCUGCAAGGGGUUACGUAUUGCGUGGCAAGGCACGGAGGAGGAGAAAAAGAAGGAAGGAAAGGAGAGGGGAACGGAUGAGGCGGAUAAGGUUGAAGAACAGGUCAUCACUCCGGAGGUUGAGCAACCUUCAUGGAAUAUCCCAUGGUGGAGGAAGCCGCUGCACGCCAUGGAGUACGGGCUAGUUCUUGCCGCUCACCGAAAGAGAAUGGAAAGCCCUACCGAAGCAACCCCGGAAGUUUCCAACUCGAGCACCACAGCGGUCAACCCAACUACGCCGGUGAUAGCCAACGUGGACACCCCCGCGUUCACCAACGGCUCCCAAACUUCAGUUAAGACAGAAUAGCGAAAGAGCCGAAAACGGGGUGAGGUUGGGGGCUUGGUCUGUGCUUUCAUACGGAUAUGUCUUUGGAGGGGUUUAUGUUGGGUUUAUGUUGGGUUUAUUUUCUGGUUAUUGUUGUGUGAUUUAUAACGAAUUUUGUAUUCUAUUCCUUUUCUGUGUUUAAUCAUACCCGCAUUCGGCCAUCCAGAAUAGCGGCGUACUUUCUAUCUGUCUCCUGUCCGCCGUCUCGACCACAGCUUCCCUUGUCUGCCGC